GACGCGGUGGGAAACUUAGUGGCAAUGUGCGGACAAAAUACCUGGCUUUCUGUAGAAUAUCUGAAGAAGUUGUGGAAAUGAAGCAUGAGCUAAGGGAGCUGCGAAAGCAUAUUUCUGGUCAAAAAAUCUUCGUCCAAGAUCUGAUGACUGGGGUUUGCCGUGAAUUGGAGGAGUGGGCAGGACCUAAUGGGAAAAUUGAUGAAUCCCAGGAAGACUCGGAAAUUUUGGAACUUCAAGAGCCCUUGCCAGAUGAAAUAGAUGACCACAAGAUGAUUUUCUUGGAUAAAUUUGAUGUUCUCUUGGCUGAACAUAAGGUUGAAGAAGCAUUAGAAGUUUUAGAUGCUGAAGAGAGAAACUAUCCAGAACUGAAGGGCUCCGCUGAAGCUUCAUCAGCUGAAGCGUCCUCGUUUAAGACUGCUUUCUUGAAAAGAAAGGCAGUGCUUGAGGAUCAGCUGGUUAAGAUUACUGAACAACCUUCAAUUGGUAUUCUCGAACUGAAGAAGGCCUUAUCUGGUUUAAUCAAACUUGGAAAGGGUCCCUUAGCUCACCAAUUGAUGUUGAGAUCUUAUGGGUCCCGUCUUCAAAGGAGCUUAGAGGCUUAUCUUCCUUCGUGUUCUGUAUGUCCCAAAGUAUUUCCAGCCACAAUAGCUAAGCUUGUUUUUUCGACAAUCUCACUGGCAGCAAAAGACUCUGGUACAAUAUUUGGUGAUAAUCCCGUAUUUACUAACAGAGUAGUUCAAUGGGCAGAGUGGAAGAUUGAAUUUUAUGUACGGCUGGUGAAGGAGAAUGCCCCACCUUCAGAAACAAUUUCUGCUUUACGUGCAGCCUGUGUUUGUGCUCAGGCAAGUCUUAACUACUGCUCAAUGUUGGAAUCACAAGGCAUGAAAUUGUCGAAGUUGCUUUUGGUACUCCUGCGACCAUACAUUGAGGAAGUCUUAGAGUUAAAUUUUAGACGGGCUCGAAAAAUGAUAUUCUACUUGGAGGAAAUUGAUGCAGGCUUGCCAUUGUCCCCUCACUUUAUAUCUCCAUUGUCUGAAAUUUCGGCGUUGUCAGAUAGUGUGCUUGUUGAUAGUGGAAUGCGAUUUAUGCACAUUGUCGAAGAUAUUUUGGAUCAGAUCACCCCCCUAGUUGUUUUGCAUUACGGAGGAAAUGUGUUAACUAGAAUUUCACACCUGUUUGAUAAAUACAUGGAUGCAUUAAAUAGAGCCCUACCAGGUACCUCAGAUGAUGACAAUCUUACAGAGCUGAAGGAGGUCAUACCUUUUAGAGCUGAGACAGAUUCAGAACAACUUGCGCUUUUAGGAAUAGCAUUUACAAUUACGGAUGAACUUUUACCAAAUAUUGUGUUGAAAGUUUGGAGUCCCAAGAAUGAGAACAAAGAACCAGGAGAUGGAAACUCUGCGCCUAAUGCAAGCACUACCCCUGAACUAAAAGAUUGGAAGCGCCAUGUUCAGCAUUCAUUUGACAAACUAAGAGAUCAUUUUUGUCUGCAAUAUGUUCUUAAUUUCAUUUAUUCAAGAGAAGGCAAAACACGAUUAGAGGGACAAAUUUAUAUAAGUGGAAAUGAAGAACAUUUACAAUGGGUAUCGGAGCCUCUGCCUUCACUUCCAUUUCAGGCAUUGUUUGCAAAGCUUCAGCAAUUGGCUAUUGUGGCUGGCGAUGUGCUCCUUGGAAAAGAGAAGUUGCAGAAAAUUUUGCUUGCUAGACUGACUGAAACAGUCGUGAUGUGGUUGUCUGAGGAAGAGGAAUUCUGGGGUGUUUUUGAGAAUGAAUCAUCUCCAGUUCAGCCACUUGGGCUGCAACAGCUCAUUCUUGAUAUGCACUUCACUGUUGAGAUUGCACGUUAUGCGGGUUAUCCAUCUCGCCAUGUUCACCAAAUUGCAUCUGCCAUAAUUGCCCGAGCAAUCAGGACCUUCUCCGCUAGAGGCAUAAACCCACAAAGUAGUGCACUUCCCGAGGAUGAAUGGUUUGUUGAAACUGCGAAGUCAGCCAUACAUAAACUUCUAUCUGGAGGUUCUGGGUCAGAAGUAUCUGAUAUUGAUGAUGAAGAACAUAUCAUCCUAAACGAAGACGAUGUCUCAGAUUCGGCCGACACUGUUUCUUCCGUCUCAACUGUAGAAUCCUUCGAAUCUUUCGCUUCUGCAAGUAUGGGUGAACUCGAGAGUCCACAUUUCACUGACCCUGAGGCUUAAAGUCUUCAAGUUUUGCAUUCUUGACAGCUGGAAAACGGAUGGUUUCUGGGGAUGAUUUUGAAUUCGAUGACAUGGGUUAGAUGUUGCUGAAAGUUGUACCAAUCAGAGGAUGAACAUAUUAGCAAAAUGUUGUGGUAGUAGUAGAUAAUGAAGAUGAGUAGUAUGUAUGUUGUAUUUAUGUAAAACUGUUGUAUCAAUGCAGAUUUCAAGUUUUUCA
Messenger RNA from Pistacia vera, 2409 nucleotides. Its product is annotated as exocyst complex component EXO84C. The record is from RefSeq and is a predicted model, not a curated record. The transcript has 6 exons. Lineage: Eukaryota; Viridiplantae; Streptophyta; Magnoliopsida; Sapindales; Anacardiaceae. Gene Ontology annotation, biological process: Golgi to plasma membrane transport; exocytosis; intracellular protein localization. Gene Ontology annotation, cellular component: exocyst. The coding region runs from base 78 to 2192 and encodes 704 amino acids.